AUGUACAGUGUAUCACGAGCUCGAAUAUCUAUAGCUACCAUCAAAGCAUCGUCCCCCUUCAGAUCAGUGGUAACUACCAGAAGACGACCAGACGUCAAAGAUAACUUCUUCUUGUCCCGAGUCAAACAGUCCAAGACCACUGCGUCUGUGCCAUCAAAACAAAUCUUUGCUCAAGUCAAAGCCAUUGCUCCCAAUGACCAAUAUGUCAGUUGUACCACUUUCGAUAGCAAUGGGAACAUCACCACAGUGUCCAAGAAGUACCCCAAGAAAUCGUUCCUUCUAGACAACAAGCUCUUCCCUCGGGACUUCCGUAAGAUCGAUACGCUGUCGAUAGACGUGGCUCCGCUGAUCAUGAUCCGAUCGGCCAACGCCAUCUUGAUCAACUUGCUACACAUUAAAGCCAUCAUCAAGAAGGACACGGUCAUGGUGUUUGAUACCUCUGCGCCAGAAGCUGCGGCCAGAUUGGGUCUCUUCAUGUAUGACUUGGAGCUGAAGCUCAAGCCGUCGCCGGCCAAUAGGAACGUGAGCUACGAGUUCCGAGCAUUGGAAAGCAUCCUCAUCAACGUCAUGUCCAACUUGGAAGCGGACCUAAAAGUCCAUCUGGUGAAUUGUGGCUUGAUCUUGUCGCAGUUGGAGAACCAAAUCAACAGAGACCAACUCCAGGACCUUUUGAUCAAGUCAAAGAACUUAAACAGCUACUACCAGAAGGCAGUGUUGAUCAGAAACGUCUUGGAAGAGCUUUUGGAUAACGACGAAGAUUUGGCGGGCAUGUACCUUUCAGAACCCAACAAGUACGAUGGAACAGAAAUAGACGCUUAUGAUGAUCUUGAAAUGCUCUUGGAGGCCUACUACAACCACUGUGAUGAAUUUGUUCAACAUUCAGGGUCAGUGCUCAGCGACAUCAAGCAAACAGAAGAGAUUGUUAACAUCAUUUUGGAUGCCAACAGAAACUCGUUGAUGGUAUUUGAAUUAAGAAUAACUGUCUACACUUUGGGGUUUGCCGUGGCUACUUUGGUCCCAGCAUUCUAUGGAAUGAAUUUAAAAAACUAUAUUGAAGAUACAAAUUGGGGAUUUGGUAUGGUGAUAGCCAUUUCCAUCAUCCAAGGUCUCGUGGUAACGCUUUUAAACUUUAGAAAGUUACAUUCUGUUCAAAAAUUAACCAUGACAAGCUCACCCUUGUCCAAAUCUUCAACUUCAGAUAUCUCCCCUACUUAUGCAAAGACCCUUCGAAAUAGACAAAAAUUAUGGUACCGAUUGCUUUAUGGGAAUAGAAACACAACUUAUGAUAAACCAACUCCAAAGGAAAGAGAUGUGAUUUGGAGAAUGAUCAAUAAUGAUAGAACAUUGAAGUAA
Molecule: messenger RNA, 1353 nt
Organism: Lizanozyma spartinae
Lineage: Eukaryota; Fungi; Ascomycota; Pichiomycetes; Serinales; Debaryomycetaceae
Gene: MRS2
Product: Mrs2p
Exons: 1
Coding region: 1-1353 (450 amino acids)
Biological process (GO): mitochondrial magnesium ion transmembrane transport
Cellular component (GO): mitochondrial inner membrane
Molecular function (GO): magnesium ion transmembrane transporter activity
Source: RefSeq, a predicted model, not a curated record